UUUUUCUUCUCAAUCUCUUCAUAUAAGCUAUAUAGGGCUCAUUAUUUUAGCUAAACAAUGGAAAAAAUUGAAGUUGAAAUUAUUUCUAGAGAAAACAUUAGACCUUCUUCCCCCACACUCUCUCCCUUAAGAACCUUCAAAUACUCCAUUUUAGAUCAACUUGUUCCCUUUCCUCAUGCAGUAGCCAUCCUAUUCUACACCUCACAAAAUUUGUCUGAAUUCCCAAAGAGAUUAGAGUUGCUUAAACAAUCAUUAUCUGAAACACUAACACUAUUUUAUCCUCUUGCUGGAAAGACCAAAGAUGAUUUCUCCAUUGAUUGCAAUGAUGAAGGUGCUAACUUUGUAGUAGCAAAAGUGAAUUGUCCUAUUUCAAAGUUUCUAAGGAAGCCUGAUUUGAAUUCGCUGAACAUGCUUUUUCCAAUUACUCCAUACUUGGAGGAAACAACGACAGGAGCUCAUGUGACUAACAUUCAAGUUAAUGUCUUUGAUUGUGGUGGAAUUGCAAUUGGAUUUUGCAUUUCUCAUAAGAUCAUUGAUGGUGAAUCAGUUAACACCUUCCUGAAGGUGUGGACAGAAAGAGCCGACACCACACGCAAUUCAAAACCUUUGACAGAACCAAACUUUGCUACAAGUUCGUAUUUCCCGACAAGUACUUUUUAUUUCAGAGACUUGUCAAAGAAAAGCUGGGGUUCCCUUCUUAAGGAAGAAAAAUGGGUCACAAGGAGGAUUUUGUUCAAAAAUUCAACUAUUGCCACCCUCAAGGCUCAAAUAGUGGCAAAAUCUUCAACUACACGUGUUCAGAUACUUUCUGCAUUGUUGUGGAAGUGUUUCAUGGCCGCUUCAAAGGCUCAAUUUGGAAUUCAAAGGCCUUCUAUGGUGAUUAACACAGUGAACCUUCGCCGAAAAAUGGAAGAGUCUCUACAUCCUGAGAAUUCUAUAGGAAAUUUUUUGUGGUUUACAACUUCAGAACACAUGAGUGAGCAUGAGGUGAGUUUGGAUGAGUUGGUGAGCAAACUGAAGAAGUCAGUUGAAGAAGUUGAUAAGGAUUUUAUUGCAAGAUUGCAAAGUGAAAAGGAGGGGAGUUCAAUCAUGGAAAAUGCUCUAAGAAGAAUUAGUGGUGAAACAUGGUCUAAUAAUAAAGGUGACGAGGCAUUAUUGGAAAGUUUAGCUUUUAAUAGUUGGAUUAACUUUGGAGGCUAUGAUGCUGAUUUUGGAUGGGGAAAACCUAGAUGGGCGAGUAGUGUUGGUAAAGAAGGUAAUUUACUGUUACUGAAUAAGAUAAUUUUGGUUGAUACUAACUCCAAAGAUGGUAUAGAAGCUUGGGUUACCUUGGAAGAGGAGAAAAUGAAGCAUUUGGUUUCAAGCACUGAAUUACUCACUUAUGCAACUCUUGAUCCAAGCCCUUUGCCAGAUAGCUCAAAAUUAUAGGCUUGAAUCGAUUCAUUCUCUUCUUUAUCAUUAGCCAUUAAAUAAAAUGUGGAACAUAUAUAUAUAUGAUAGGACCACCACAUCUUAUUCAUAAUGGAAGAGAACGAAUUGACUAAGUCACGUUUGUACUAAGGAGAAAAUAUUAUGGUGUGUUUUAUAUUUUGAGGAGUGCUAGGGCCAGUAACUUUUGGUAUUUGUAGCCAUCAAAUAGCCAUCAAUGAUGGUUUUAAUGGUGUGAGAUUGGUGUGAGAUUUCAUCCAAUGGCUCACUUUUUCUUGUUGGUUACAUGCUGGCCAGAAUUUAAAAAAGUUGAUGGCCCUAGACUUUUCCAUAUAUUUUAGUCAAAACUUCUUGUAAUUCUCACAAUAAGAUGGGGUCAUGAUUAUUAUAUUAUGCUCCAUCUUUUAUAUACAGGAAGGAAAAAAUGAAUCAAUU
Messenger RNA from Arachis ipaensis, 1863 nucleotides. The record is from RefSeq and is a predicted model, not a curated record. NCBI's taxonomy places the organism in Eukaryota, Viridiplantae, Streptophyta, Magnoliopsida, Fabales, Fabaceae.